Sinocyclocheilus anshuiensis is the source of this 1620-nucleotide messenger RNA. Its product is annotated as galanin receptor type 1-like. Gene Ontology annotation, cellular component: plasma membrane. The transcript has a single exon. Gene Ontology annotation, biological process: neuropeptide signaling pathway. Bases 163 to 1164 code for a protein of 333 amino acids. The record is from RefSeq and is a predicted model, not a curated record. Gene Ontology annotation, molecular function: G protein-coupled peptide receptor activity. Lineage: Eukaryota; Metazoa; Chordata; Actinopteri; Cypriniformes; Cyprinidae.
GCCUCGAAAGGGAAAUAGUAGUAAAACUUUGUCCAGUUGCUUACAGUAUUUGCUGCACGAAUGUUGUAGAACUGUUUGGUAGAGAUGCAUGAAAAUAAUACUUGGAUUUAAGAACCAAUUACAUUUAUAAUCAUAUUGUUGUUAAUUGUCGGACCCUCCAUUAUGGUUAAUGGGACUACCGAGACGAACAGUUCCAGUCAUGGACUGAGUGAUGUUGAGCGAGUGUUGGUACCCAUAUUUGACAGCUUCAUCCUGGUAACCGGGGUGGUGGGACACAUCCUGGUUCUUAUCGUCAUCUGUCGUACGUUGCGGCGAGGACGUGGACAGCCCAGUGGAGGAAGAACUGGAGGAUUCCAACAAACAAAUGCAAAUGGCACAGAUGUUCUUCUUCUGUCAUUGAGUGUGGCAGACCUUCUUCUCCUUUCCUGUCUUCCAUACCACACAGUCGCCAUCGCAACCCGUCACUGGCCGUUUGGAAGCUUCAUGUGCAAAUCUGUGAGCUUCUUGAGUGCGAUGUGUACGGCGGCGAGCGCCUUUACACUGGCCACUUUGGCUUUUGCGCGGUACAUCAUUGUGGUCCAUCAGUCAAAAGCAUAUCAAUGGCGCAGAGAGGGGCAUUUAAAAGUAGUUGCGGGUGUACUGUGGAUACCAGCGGUCGUCUUGGCAUCGCCUCAGUUUGCUUGGAGGAUGCUGGACAACCAUAAAGCCCGUGAGAACCUGGCAUGUUUCAAUUUCCUGUCUGACAAAAGCCAGUUGGCAUAUGGAGUGUGCCACUUCCUUCUCGCUUUUGCAUUUCCUCUUGGGAUCAUUGUAAUAGCCUAUGUCAAGAUAUACCAUUUCCUCAAAACAACUAGACAGGGCCGCACAACUCAGACUGACCAUUUAGAGCACUACCAUGUGCAUGUGACCCAGACGUCUGCUUUGUUAGUGCUGGCUUUUGCAUUGUGUUGGCUGCCAUCCUAUGGCUUGAUGUUUGCCCAAAUAGCUGAGGGUGAUAAAGCGGCUGGUCCUUUACCUCACUUUGGACCUUUUGCUACCUUUGCUCGCAUCAUGGCAACCUCUUCUACAGUGGCCAACCCCAUUCUCUACGUUUUUAUGUCAGAGAAAUUCAGGAAGGAACUAAUGGCCCUGGGUCGAGGAGUCUGUAGAAAAAGACCCUCCUAAAGUCAUACAGUUAAGAGUUAAUUACCAUGAUUUAUUCCAUAAAGUAAGUUAUUUACAUAUGUGAAUGGCUGUAUAUAAUGUACUAACAAUGAACAUUUUGUUUAUAAACAAACAUGUAGAACAUUUUCAUGAGUGAUGCAACAAUGACCAAUGGUUUGGACACUAAGGAACUUAGUUCUGGUAUUUCAAUGUACCAAUUUUGCAGCCUUACAAAAUGUCAAGAGGAACCAAACAGCUGGCAUUGUACAUUGUUUUAAUAGUUUGUGUUGUUUAAGCCUCAAAUUUGUCAAGGGCUUGUUUGACUUAAGUUUUAAGGAGAACAUGCACUCUUAAAAAAAUGAAGGUUCAUUAUUGACAUCUGUGUUUCCAUGAAGAAUCUUUAACAUCCAGGGAACCUUUACAUUCCACAAAAGACUCUUAAUUGUGGAUUAACAUCCACAUUAUUAACAUGUUCUU